AUGGGACAGUACGCUGCCCCUUGGGCCAAUCGCGUCACUCGCGGCUACUUUGGCGGCGGCGGCGGGCAUCUCCUCAUGCUCUUGAUUCCUGUGGCGCUUUUCUUAUUUGGCAUGACCUUCCUCCCCAAGUACACGUACAACGACCCCACGUCGGCCUUCUUCAGUCCGACACACGCCUACGGCCGCAGGUAUAGCAAUGUCCGCCUGGAGGAGAGCAGAGAGUUCAUCAGGAAAUACAAUGCGACUGGCGCGCCCGAGUUCCGUCGCGAGCUCCCCAUCAACCCCGCCAACCCGCCGCCCUUCCUGUGCGCCACCGUCACCACCGUCGUUCGUCCCAGCGGUGCCAUCUACUUCCCAGAAACCGUUGGCAGCCUCCUGGCCGGCUUGAGCCAAAAGGAGCGUGACCAGAUCUACCUGAUGCCCCUCUUUGGACACACCAACCAGUCGGAGCAUCCCAUCUUUGGCCAGCCGUGGUUGGGCAGGGUCACGGACCGCAUCCUGUCGUACGCGGACCCGGACAUGGACACCAAGGACAGGGAGCACGUUGCCGAGCUGGAGCUCGAGUACAAGAGGACCGGAGUCCCGGACAGGGAGAAGAUGAUGUUCGACUACAGCUAUGCGAUCAAGGCGUGCGCCGCAACCAAGGCGCCGUAUGUUUUGUAUUUUGAGGACGACGUCGCCUUUGCGGACGGCUGGUUCCACAGGACCAAGAAGGCUUUGUUCGAGGCCGAGCAAAAGACCAGAGACGAUAAGCGAGGCUUCUUUUACCUCCGACUCUUCCACAUCUCCAAAAAGGAAUGGCCCUCAGAGUUCAAGGUCAGCUACUUCCGGACCUCUGCGGUUCUGCUCGUCAUCUUCCUGCUCAUCUGGCGCUUCAGCAAGCCGACGUUUGCGCAAUCGCUGCGCCAAAAGAGCGCCAACAAGGGCGGCCUGAUCGCCAUCACGGCCCUGGCCACCUACGCCGUGUACACGUACCUCUACUUCAGCGCGGGGGUCGCGCUCGCACACGGUCCCGAGAGGGGCGUAUUCGCCAUGAACUCGUGCUGCGCGCAGGCGACCAUCUUCCCCAACAGGAUGGUGGAGCCGCUGACGAGCUGGUACCGCGAGAAGAGGAUCGGGUUCGUCGACGAGCUGGCCGAGAAGGUAGCCGUCGAGAAGCCGGACGUGUUCGGUCCCAGGUUCUACGUCAAGCCGGCACUGGUCCAGCACGUCGGCAGCAAGUCGUCAAAGGGCGACAACUGGGGCAGCGACAAGCCCGGCCAGAUGGCCGAGGCGGAGAGGGUUUGGAACUUUGGCUUCGAGGCUUGGAACCAGAAGAGUCUGAGGGCAGAUCACAGGAGGGCCGUCGCUGCGGGUGCGGGGCUGCAGAGGCGCGGCGCGGUCAUCUACCGGGCGGCAUGA
Messenger RNA from Pyricularia pennisetigena, 1401 nucleotides. RefSeq lists its product as uncharacterized. NCBI's taxonomy places the organism in Eukaryota, Fungi, Ascomycota, Sordariomycetes, Magnaporthales, Pyriculariaceae. Gene Ontology annotation, molecular function: glycosyltransferase activity. Gene Ontology annotation, biological process: GPI anchor biosynthetic process. Gene Ontology annotation, cellular component: Golgi membrane. The transcript is spliced from 2 exons. The record is from RefSeq and is a predicted model, not a curated record. Bases 1 to 1401 code for a protein of 466 amino acids.